AGUGCAUCAAGGAAGAGGAAAUCAUCAUCAAUUCAUCAGCGUAUAAAACGAGUGUAAUUGAAAAUGAGGAAAAAAAAGAGCAACGUAUAAGAAGUUUCUAACCCCAAAACCCUCCAAAUUCCGUUCCGUAAAAUUUGCGCUUACCCUCCUUUUGCAAUUACCAGGGUUCCAUCUCUCUGCAUAUUCAAGUUACUUUUCGAGGAAAGAAAAUUGAAAGAUUUUUUUGACGAUUCCAAAAAAUUGAAGAUUUUGCAGGAUGAUUCUACAAGAAGAAUGUGAGGGUAAUGUAAAGCAAUUGUUAGCACAAGUGUUUAAAAAGUCGCUCGAAGCAACUGUUCCGAAUGAGGCUGAUUUACAUCCGCUAAUUGCCAUUUGUAACGAAAACUUUGGUGACUAUCAAUGCAACAAUGCUAUGAGUUUGUUCGGCAAGAUUAGGGGAACAAUGCCUGAAUUCAGGAACCCAAGAUCAGUUGGUGAGGCUAUUAUGAAAAAUUUGCCGGAAUCGGAAAUGAUAGAGAGCUGUUCUGUUGCUGGACCAGGAUUUGUGAAUGUUGUCUUGUCAAGGACAUGGAUAGCUAAGAGCUUAAAUAAGAUGCUUAUGGAAGGCAUCCACACAUGGGCUCCGAAAUUGUCAAUUAAGCGGGCAGUAGUAGACUUUUCUUCACCUAAUAUUGCAAAGGAGAUGCAUGUUGGCCACUUGAGAUCAACCAUUAUUGGGGAUACCCUCGCAAAGAUACUUGAGUUUUCUGGUGUUGAAGUGCUUCGAAGAAAUCAUGUUGGUGACUGGGGUACACAGUUCGGCAUGCUGAUUGAGUUCCUGUUUGAGCAAGCGCCACAAGCGGAGGAUGACAAUGAGAUUCCUAUUGAGGAUCUUCAGGCCUUCUACAAACAGUCCAAAAAGAGAUUUGACGAUGAUUCCAUCUUCAAGGAAAGGGCACAAAAGGCGGUGGUGAGCCUUCAGGGUGGAGAUCCUAAGUAUCGGAAGGCAUGGGCUCAAAUAUGUGAAAUUAGUCGUAGGGAAUUUCAGAAAGUUUAUGAAUGUCUUGGAGUUCACAUAGAGGAAAAGGGUGAAAGUUACUAUAAUCCUUAUAUUCCAAGCGUUUUGGAGGGUUUGAGGAAUGAAGGUCUGAUUGAAGAAAGCGAAGGAGCUCAAGUUAUACACAUUGAAGGAAAAAAGAUACCUCUUAUUGUUGUGAAGAGAGAUGGAGGUUUUAACUAUGCUUCCACUGAUUUAACUGCUCUUUGGUACCGCAUCAAUGAAGAAAAAGCAGAAUGGAUUAUAUAUGUAACUGAUGUUGGUCAGCGUGAGCACUUUGAAAUGGUCUUCCAUGCAGCUAAGCGAGCAGGGUGGCUUCCACUGGAUGAUAAUACAUACCCUAAAGUUACUCACGUGGGUUUCGGUCUUGUAUUGGGAGAAGAUGGCAAGCGUUUUCGUACUCGAAGCUCUGAAGUAGUGCGUCUGGUCGAUUUACUUGAUGAAGCGAAAGCUCGGAGCAAACAAGCACUUAUUGAGCGAGGUAAAGCUGCGGAGUGGACUGAGGAGGAAUUGGAGCAGACUGCUGAAGCAGUGGGAUAUGGGGCUGUAAAAUAUUUUGAUUUGAUGGACCAUCGACUCACCAACUACACCUUUAACUUCGAUCAGAUGCUUAAUGAUAAGGGAAAGACUGCUGUUUCUUUACUCUAUGCACAUGCUCGAAUUUGUUCGAUUAUCAGGAAAUCUGGUAAAGACAUUGAAGAAUUGAAGAAGGGUGGAGAGAUAGUUUUGGAUCACGCAUAUGAGCGUGCAUUGGGGCUUCAUUUGCUUCAGUUUUCUGAGAUUGUUGAGGAGGCAUGUAGCAAUCUGUUGCCUAAUGUAUUAUGCAAGUACUUGUACGAUUUAUCAGAUGAUUUCACAAAUUUCUAUAACCAAUGCAAGGUGAAUGGCUCAACAGAAGAAACCAGCAGACUCUUGUUAUGUGAAGCUACAGCAGUGGUAAUGCGGAAGUGUUUUGAACUUCUUGGCAUCACCCCUGUGUACAGGAUAUAGCUUUCAUUCGCUCUUGGACCGAAGUGUUAUUGCUGUCCCACGACUCAAUAGUUGGGACGUUGCGAGGAUGUGUUUCCCGCAUAUUCUUCCCCUUAUGGAAUGACUGAUCCUAAAAUACUCCCUUUGUCCCAAAAUAUAGUUCUUGUUUCUAUUUUGGGAGUCAAACUUUGAAAACUUUGACCAAAUAUUCUUACUAAUGUAUAAAAAAAAUAUAUUCAUGA
Messenger RNA from Beta vulgaris subsp. vulgaris (sugar beet), 2247 nucleotides. Its product is annotated as arginine--tRNA ligase, chloroplastic/mitochondrial. The transcript is spliced from 17 exons. Gene Ontology annotation, cellular component: cytoplasm. Gene Ontology annotation, biological process: arginyl-tRNA aminoacylation. The record is from RefSeq and is a predicted model, not a curated record. Gene Ontology annotation, molecular function: arginine-tRNA ligase activity; ATP binding. The coding region runs from base 257 to 2026 and encodes 589 amino acids. Lineage: Eukaryota; Viridiplantae; Streptophyta; Magnoliopsida; Caryophyllales; Amaranthaceae.